AUUGAGUUUUCCUGUUAGUUCACUGGAGUCAGAAAAUAACCAAAUAAACGUCUCUCAUAGACUUUGUCAUCUACACCUUUUAUUAUUAUUAUUAUUAUUAUUAUUAUUAUUCCUUCAAGGACACGUGCACGGCUGGAAAAGUAAAGUAAACUUCCUUUAAACUCAAACAUGGCGAACGCAGGAGUGCAGCUGCUCGGGUUUUCCCUGUCUCUGGUGGGCAUCGUGGGGCUCAUCAUUGGCACGGUGCUGCCGCAGUGGAAAAUGUCAGCCCAUGUAGGAGACAGCAUCAUCACGGCAGUGGCUACUUACCAGGGCCUGUGGAUGUCCUGCGCUUUCCAGAGCACUGGCCAACUCCAGUGCAAAAUCUACGACUCCGUCCUGCAGCUGGACAGUUCUCUCCAGGCAACCCGCGCACUAAUGAUAGUUGGCAUAAUUGUGUCGAUUGCUGGACUGGGAGUCGCCUGCAUAGGCAUGAAGUGCACCACAUGUGGAGAGGACAAUAAAGUGCGUAAAGCCCGCACUGCUAUGAUGGGAGGCAUCAUACUGCUCAUUGGGGCUCUCAGUGCAAUUGUUGCAUGCUCUUGGUUCGCCCACAACGUGAUCCGUGCUUUCUACAACCCAUAUACUCCGGUCAACACCAAGUUUGAGUUUGGAACAGCCAUUUUCAUCGCAUGGGCCGGAUCGUUUCUCGAUGCUCUUGGCGGAGCUUUAUUGGUGGCCUCUUGCCCUCAAAGCAAACAGGUGUCCAAGUACCAUAAAAACUCUGCUCGCGCCUCCAGCAGCACCAAGGAGUAUGUGUGAUUGCUUACAGAUGACCAGACAGGAACUGUAUAUGAUAAAGGACCCCUGUAAAAGGAAAAUGGGACUGUGCCAGAUGGAAAACUGAAGUAGGUGGAAACCAUGGUUAAUCCAUAGAGUGAGAAUGACAGAAGGUGCUGAAUAUAAUAUGCCAUCUUCAGCAUUAUAACAUACAGCAGUUACUGAAAAACAAGAGUUUACAUAAUAGCCCAUGGUGCAAAGGAACAGUAAAGAAUUACUAGCUCUUUGAGUUUGUUAUAAUAGGAAACAAUAGGCUUCUAGCACUCUUCUUCCGAAAGAUUAGUGUUGAAUGUAUAUGGUGGUGAGCUAUCAUCAUCACCACUAGAGGAGCCCUUUAGUUGUGUAAAGUGCACAACUGCCCAGAAAACUGAAUAACAAGGACCAAAACCUUUCAUCACUGUCCAACAGGAGAAGCUGUGUAUUCCCCCUGGCCAACCUAGGAGUUUGAUUUUUAAUUUUAGCUUUAUUGAAAACAAAGGUUCUUGCUAAAAAAAAAAUAAAGAAAGAAAGAAAAACAUGGCCAGCAAAGUACAUAUUCCAGUACACACCCAAUAAUAAACUGUGUGAACAGCAUUCAAAAGUUAAACAAAUGCCGUUUUGCUAUUUCUUUUGGACGGAAUUUUGGUAUUUGAGAUAUAUUUGUCUGUCUAGAUUUGGUAAUAGAGAAAUUAAUGUAUUUAGUGGUGCUUUCUCUAAAGCUACAGUAUUGCAGCCUCGAUGGCUGACGUUUUUACAGUAUUAAUUGCUUCAUCUCUGGGAAGUGUGUCUCAAUUCAACCUCCAUUUUAAUAUGUAAUGAAUUACUUACCACAGGCACCUUGACAAUUUUUUUAACUACAAGAAUGGUCUUGAGUAAAAAUACAAAAAAAACCCCACAGAUCUUAGCAAAUAUAGCAUGGCUAACAAAUGACUGACAAAAUAGUAUGCAUACAAACAUAAAAAAUACAAGAUCUAGUGGUGACUUGCCUAUUUAUAGGUGUAUUGGGCCUCUAUCUGGAAGGGUUUUUUAAUGAUACACUAGCUGGGUUGGAGCACAUGUAUGCUCCAUAAUGUCUGAGUUUCAUUGUAGGAUGUUUUCUUAUUUCACAAUUCCAGUUCUGUCAACCAGAUACUAGGCACAUUUUUAUAUUUUUUCUACUCUAACACUCCUGAAGCUGCUCAUAAAGGACUUGAAUCAGGUGUGUUAGAGCAUGACCAUCUCAAAAACACACCAAACAUGGGGUCCCCAUGACUACAAUAUGAAAACAACCACUGAUUUAAGAUCUAGUGUGUGAAUCUCUGUUAGAUCAGAACAAGGGACCAGUUUAAGAUGCACUCUCUGCUUUAUCCAUCACUCACACUACAGUGCUGUGAAAAAGUAUUUGCACCAUCCUGAUUUAUUUUUCUGUGUGUGUGUGUGUCUCAUACUAAAUUGUUUCAGAAAUUAAAACAAAAUCUAGGAUAAAACAUGGGCAACCUGAGUAAAUACAAAAUGCAGUUUCUAAAUAAUAAUGUUAUUUAUUGAAGCAAUAAAGUUUUCCAAUACCAAUUGGGCCUGUGUGAAAAUAUAUUUGCCCCUUAGUUACUAAUUCCCCAAAUCUAUGAAACUGCAUUAAUAAUGGGUUUCAGCUGGACUAGAUACAACCAGGCCUGAUUACUGCAAACCUUGUUCAAUCAAAGCAACACUUAAAUAGAACUUUUUCUAUCAUGAAGUUGGUUAAAAGGUCUUACCUAUAACACACUAUGCCAAUAUUGAAAGAAAUUCCAGAAAUGAUGAGGAAGAAGGUGAUUGAAAUACAUCAGUCUGCGAAGGGAUAGAAGCUGUUUCAAAGGCUCUGGGACUCCAAAGAACCACAGUGAGAGCCAUUACCUCCAAAUAGAAAAACUCGGCACAGUAGUGAACCUUCCCAGAAGUGUCCAACCUUCCAAAAUUCCUCCAAGAGCACAGCGAUGACUCAUCCAGGAAGUCACAAAAGAGCUAAGGACAAAAUCAAAAGGACCUAGAGUCCUCUCUUCAAUCAAUAAAGGUUCAUGACUCUACUAUCAGAAAGACACUGGGCAUAAAUGGCCUCCAUGGAAGAGUGGUGAGGUGAAAACCACUGCUAACCCAGAACAUCAUUAAGGCUCCUCUGAAUUUUCCCAAAACACAGUUUGAUGAUCCUCAAAUAUUUUGGGAGAAUGUUCUAUGGAUUGAUGAGAUGCAAGUGGAUCUGUUUGGAAGACAGGGGUCCCGUUACACCUGGCGUAAACCAAACACAGAAUUCCACAAAAAGAACGUCAUACCUACGGUCAAGCAUAGUGGUGGCAGCGUGAUGGUGUGGGGAUGCUUUGCCGCUUAGUAAUAGGUUUUGGAUAACUUUUUUUGCUUCUGUUUAAAAAAAAAUAUGUAAAAACUAUAUUAUGCGUUUACUCAGGUUGCUUUUGUUUUACGUUGUAUUUCAUUUGAAGAUCUAAAACUAUUUAGUAUGAGAUAUACACAAAAACAGAUGAAAUCUGGAUGGGGCAAAUAUUUUUUCACAGCACUGUACCUUUUAACACUGAACCCAACACAGCUCUGGGUUCUGGAUCACUCACUCAGUGAAGUGAAUAUAUCAAGCACUUGAUUUGAUCACCUGUUCUUGCACAGUUACAUUGUUGUUUGGAAUGCUGAAUGUUAAUACAGUGAUGUCCUGAUAGACAAGCAAGUGUGAUAAAUGUGCUUUUUUGACUGUUUAUUAGUGGUCUAAUGGUAUAAAUCAACAGAAAGAUUUUACAGUUGUGAGAACUAGAAGUGUUUACCUUACAGUUUCACAUCCCAUUGUACUCUAGUCCAUUCAAAAAAAAAAAAAAAACCACCUUAAUAGAACAAAUGAUGAGAAUAAUUGUCUGAAGUCCUAAAGACAUUCAGUGAGUCAGUGUGUUUUGUAAGCCUUGCACCAAUUUCUGUACUUUUACAGGAACCAUAUAAAGUGGAUCUAUAUAAUCAAGUGUUUUCCUGUGUAUCAUAUUGCAGUAUAGUAAAGCUUCCACAAGUGAGGUUACAUUGCUCUGUGUUCAGUGAUUUUUGUGUUAUGUUUCUUUUGGGGGGUUUUUUCUUGCUACAAUUAUGAAUGCAAAAUAAAAUUUAUAUUAUUUAUAA
This is a messenger RNA of Ictalurus punctatus (channel catfish), 3915 nucleotides long. RefSeq names its product claudin 7a (gene cldn7a). Bases 169 to 801 code for a protein of 210 amino acids. The record is from RefSeq and is a predicted model, not a curated record. The transcript has 4 exons. Gene Ontology annotation, cellular component: bicellular tight junction; plasma membrane. Gene Ontology annotation, molecular function: structural molecule activity. Gene Ontology annotation, biological process: cell adhesion; bicellular tight junction assembly. Lineage: Eukaryota; Metazoa; Chordata; Actinopteri; Siluriformes; Ictaluridae.